Messenger RNA from Quercus robur (English oak), 7712 nucleotides. Its product is annotated as putative pentatricopeptide repeat-containing protein At5g08490. Gene Ontology annotation, molecular function: RNA binding; protein binding. The coding region runs from base 493 to 3114 and encodes 873 amino acids. The transcript is spliced from 7 exons. Gene Ontology annotation, biological process: RNA modification. Lineage: Eukaryota; Viridiplantae; Streptophyta; Magnoliopsida; Fagales; Fagaceae. The record is from RefSeq and is a predicted model, not a curated record.
ACGUUUGUAGCUGAAGCGAGCUAGUAACAGAAAACAUAAUCCCACAAAUUUAUAGAUGGUGAUGGUAUGAAAAAUUUCAAAGAAACAAACGGAUCCAACGGUUCUUAUUUCAAUUGAAACGGAUUCAGGUACCUCUUUCACUUUCCCGCCACUUCAUUCCCAUUGAGCACUUGUUUUUACAAGCAAAGUCACAGCCUUGAAUAUUAAUCCAACUACUCCUGUUUAUUUUUUCAAUGAUUGCUUCACUGAUCAUAGCAAAGAGAGAAGACCCAGAACGCGUUUUUGGUUUUUUUAGUGAAAAUUAGAUCUCUCUGAAUCAAUAAUUUCGGACUCGAAGUAAUUAUUCGAAUAUGCACGAGAGGUGUAUGAGGAAAUGAUUGUUAGAGGUGCAUUUUCCUAAGUGGGGUCUAUUUGAUUCAGUGUUUGAACACCACGAAUAACAAGUUGUUUUGCUGCAUAAAUGGUUCUGAUUUUUUGAAACUGUAUGAGGAUAUGAUUCACCUGGAUUUUAGAACAUGGAGCACCAUAAUCAGGAACUAUUGUGUAGAAUCCAGGCACAAUGAAGCUUUGUCUAUUUUCCUUCAAAAUGUACGAUGUUCGUCAGGCUACAAACCUGAUCACCAAGUCUUUGCAGCCAUUCUUAAAUCCUGCACUGCCCUCUUGGCUAUCAAAUUGGGGAAGGUUCUUCAUGGUCAUGUUGUGAAGCAGGGUCAUCUUUCCUGCCACUCUGUGUCUAAAGCUUUGCUUAACUUGUACGCCAAAUGUGGUGAGCUUGAUGAUUGUCAGAAACUUUUUGGUCAGAUGGGUAACUCUGAUCCUGUCAAUUGGAACAUUGUACUGUCUGGAUUUUCCGGUUCCCGAAUAUGUGAUGCUGAGGUGAUGAAAUUGUUUUUUGCAAUGCACUCAGGUGGCGAGGCUAAACCUAACCCUAUCACUAUUGCAAUCACUCUACCUGUGUGUGCUCGCUUACUGAAUUUAUAUGCAGGGAAGAGUGUGCACUCUUAUGUGAUUAAAUCUGGAUGGGAAACAGAUACCCUUGUUGGGAAUUCGUUGGUAUCAUUGUAUGCAAAAUGCGGGCUAGCAUGCAAGGAUGCAUAUGCUGUGUUUACUAGCAUCAAUCACAAAGAUGUUGUUUCGUGGAAUGCAAUUAUUGCAGGGUUUGUCGAGAAUAAGAUCAUGGUUGAUGCGCUCGAAUUGUUCAGAUGGAUGUUGAAAGGACCAAUAGAACCGAAUUAUGCAACAAUUGCAAAUAUUCUGCCUGUUUGUGCCUUUUUAGAUAAGGAUGUUCCCUACUGCUUUGGUAGAGAGAUACAUUGUUAUGUACAGCGGCGGACUGAAUUGCUAGCAGAUGUUUCUGUCUGCAAUGCUUUAGUGAGCUUCUACUUAAGAGUUGGAUGGAUGGAAGAAGCGGAGUCGUUGUUCCGGAAUAUGAUAUCAAGAGAUUUGGUUUCAUGGAAUGCCAUAAUCGCAGGAUAUGCAUCACAUGGUGAGUGGUUGAAAGCUUUGGACCUGUUUCGUGAAUUACUCUCUUUAGAGGUGACUGGGCCAGAUUCUGUAACUGUUGUUAGCAUUCUUCCUGCUUGUGCACACUUACAAAAUCUACAUGUGGGGAAAGAGAUUCAUGGUUAUAUUCUUCGACAUCCUUACCUAUGUGAGGAUACAACAGUGGGCAAUGCCCUAGUUAGUUUCUAUGCAAAAUGCAACCACAUAAAAGCAGCAUUUCAGACAUUUUUGAUGAAUUCUGAGAGAGACUUGAUAUCAUGGAAUUCUAUGCUAGAUGCCACAGUAGGGAGUGAGUAUGAUACUCAAUUUCUGGGCCUAUUAAACUGGAUGCUCAGUGAAGGAAUUAAACCUGAUUCCAUUACUAUCUUGACCAUAAUUCAUUUUUGUACUUCUGUAUUUAGAGUAGACAAGGUUAAGGAAACACAUUGCUAUUCAAUUAAGGCUAGUUUAUUACAAGGUGAUGUUGAACCUACCGUUGGAAACGCAUUGCUUGAUGCAUAUGCCAAGUGUGGUAACAUAGAAUAUGCAUUCAAGAUUUUCCAAAGUUUGUCAGAGAAAAGGAAUUUGAUCACAUGCAACUCUAUGAUCUCAGGUUAUGUCAUUUGUGGAUUACAUGAUGAUGCAUAUAAGAUUUUUAAUGGGAUGUCUGAUGCAGAUCUCACCACCUGGAAUCUAAUGGUUCGAGCUUAUGCAGAAAAUGAUUCUCCUGUUCAAGCUCUCAAUGUGCUUCAGGAGUUACAAGCUCGAGGAAUGAAGCCUGAUGCAGUGACAAUCAUGAGCUUCCUUCCAGUAUGUGCGCAAAUGUCCUCAGGUCACUUUCUGAAGCAGUGUCACGGAUAUGCAGUUAGAGCUUGUUUUGUGGAUGUCCACUUGAAGGGAACUUUGUUAGAUGCAUAUGCAAAAUGUGGUGCUAUAAAGUAUGCUUAUAAGCUUUUUCAGUCAAGCUCCCAUAAGGAUCUGGUUAUGUUUACAGCUAUGGUUAGUGGGUAUGCCAUGCAUGGUAUGGGAGAGGAAGCACUUAUGGUUUUCUCUAAUAUGCUUGAGUUAUGUGUAAAGCCUGAUCAUGUUAUCAUCACUGCUGUUUUAUCUGCUUGUAGUCAUUCUGGCCUAGUAAAUGAAGGGUUAAAGAUAUUCAAUUCAAUAGAGAAUAUCCAUGGGUUAAAGCCAACAAUGGAACAGUAUGCCUGUGUGGUGGAUCUCCUCGCUCGAGGUGGAAAGGUAGAAGAUGCAUAUUCUUUUGUGGCUAGGAUGCCCAUUGAAGCUAAUGCAACUGUGUGGGGGACACUGCUAGGUGCCUGUAGGACUCAUCAUGAGGUGGAACUGGGCCGUCUUGUGGCAGAUCGUCUUUUUGAAAUUGAGGCUGACAAUAUUGGGAACUAUGUGGUGAUGUCAAACCUGUAUGCAGCAGAUGCUAGAUGGGAUGGGGUCAUAGAAGUAAGAAAGCUUAUGAGGACUCGAGAUCUGAAAAAGCCAGCAGGAUGCAGCUGGAUUGAAGUGGAGAGGCGGGAAAAUGUUUUUAUUGCUGGGGACUCUUCUCACCCACAAAGAAGCCUCAUAUACACUACAUUGAGCACAUUAGAUCAACAGAUCAAGGAGCGGAUUCAUUUUUGAGUCACUUAUGGGUUCAGUUAUGGCAUAUGUGGUGUCAUAACUCAUAAGGCAGGUGGAAUUACUUUGCAAAUGAGCUCAGACAUGAUUCCCUGCAGCUUUUUGAGGCAGAAUUCCUGUGUGGCUUUUGGGUGCAGAUGCAUCACUUUACUUGAGUGACUCCACUCCAUUGACAAUACUGAUUGACUCUUCUACUACAGUCAUACUCGGUUUAGUUAUGUCCAACUUUUUCCACAAAUGUGAGUUUCAAAUUUCAGGUAAGCUUUUGAAGACCUUGUGUGACUGCCUGCUUCAGCUUAAUCGCUGGGAUCACUCUGCAUCCCUAUGGAUGAGAAGGAUAAUGUCAAAUCAUUUCGUUGAAAGUUCUCAGGGGUAUCCCUUCAGUUGCACACCUUGGCAGAAUACCAAAUCGGGUUCUUGGCAUUCCAUUUGUGGGAAGUUGGGAAAGAUGAAUGAACUACAAAGUUAAGGCAUAAUCAAACAAUUUCUUUUGUUAUGAUGUAUGCUCACCAAACAUGGUUUCACACAUACAUGAAGUGCAUUAUCCUCAGUCCUCACACUUUCUAAACUCCACUUUCCUGUCCUUUUACACUUGUCCAUGUGCUCUUUUUGGGUAAGACGUUUUAGCAAAUAUGAAAUACACCCUUCUUACAGGAUAUACCAAAAUUUGUUAAAUACUAACCUUUUUGUUAUAUAAUUGACUUCAUAGUUAUAGCUGCUCCCACAUUUUCUUUUAAAUGCAGUCCAAAUACAUAUUUUUUCAGUUUUUUACCAUCUGUUAUUCUGCUUGUUAUUGCUCUCUUAGGAAUAUGCUAUGUUAGAAUUAUUGUUAAAUGAUUAAAUUCACCGUUUCCUAAUAGUUUAAGUUUUUGGAAUAAUCGGUAAUUUAUCAUCAUAUCAAAGUAGGAGGUUUUGAGUUUGAUCUCUUACUCCACACUCCUUCCAUUUAAAUUGUUAAAAAUACCACGUGUUGGACCUCACUUAUUAAGGGAGAAUUUAGGCUCAAACAUGAGGGGGAGUGUUAGAAUUAUGACUAAAUAAUUAAAUUCAUCAUUUCCUGAUAGCUUAAUCUUUUAGGACAAUCUGAAAUUUAUUAUGCUAAAUUGAAAGUGUUGGCAAGGUUUGAAUGUGUUAAUUUUGAAUGAUUGCUAAGCUUGAGAUCAUCACAACAAGAUCUGAAUGCAGGCAACGGAAAACUGAUCAUGCCUCUAUCCAAAGUAAUUCAACAUGGGGCUGGCUGCAGGAAUUUUAAUGUACACUUGAUCUAGAGCUAUAAAUCUAAAGCCUACAAAAUACAAAUUCCUCUAAAAUCUGCAUUGGAGAUUUGGAGGUCCAAACUUUAACUCCAUUUUUAUUUUCAAACAUAUGCCCUAAGUUGUCCUAUUUUUCUUAACAAAAAGUUAGUUUUUAUGCCUAUUGCUGUUGGGAAAAAAUAAAUUUAUUAAGAUAGAUUUUGGUCAAAUUAAAAAUCAAGUAAGAGUAAAAGAUGAUUAGUUUCCAAAAGAGAACCACCCCCCCUAGAAAAAAGAAAAAGAGGAGGGAUUUAGAAGUUAUUCUUCUUUUCGAAAGAUGUACUCUAUAUGGUGACAUGAUGUUCUGUAGUUUGAAGCUGCCAAAAACAAAGGUCUUAACAAGAUCAGCUGCAUUGUCAAAAUUUUGGUUUCUCACUUGUGUUUGGAGAUGUUAGAGGGCACAAGGUAAGCAACUUUGGUUCAGUGUAUCCUGGUCAGGACCGUGGUGAUGAAUGCAAAUAAAUUGCAGCUCUUUGAUGGCUUUCUCUUCUUGGCUAUUCAAUUCAGGUAUUGCUGAUUCUUUAUUCUUUUCCUCUUCCAAGAUGGAAAGCUUUGAGAACAUUGUAGAAGGGAUCAUGGCGCUUGGAAGAAAACCAGAGUUCCCUGAUUUGAUGGGGGAGAAGCUAUGCUGGUCACUUGAUCCAGUUAAUGUACCAGGUUUAAAUGGGCAAGUGGGUUUAACUAUCUCAAGCUUGGGCCUAGAGUAUUGCCUUCUCUUGGGUGAUGGCCUUUUUUACACCCAUGACCUUUGUUGCUGCCCCUUCUUGUGCUGCAUUAGUUUCUGAUGGGCCUGUUAAGUGCUGUACUACCUUUUGGAAAAUUGUGCGUCUGUUAGUACAGAUGUGGUUAAAGGUUUACAACAGGCUGUUCCCCUGAUUAUCCAUGGAUGUCUAUUUCAUUUGACAAGCUUUUCAUCUCUAUCAGGCUCUGACCUGCAAUAGAGACCCAUUUAUAAACUGGUUUGUGUUCUCAUUCUGAUAGCAUCAUUGUAGAUAGGAGUUUGACAUCUCAAGCUGAUUUGAAUGAUUAUAUGACCUAGUGAUUUAGCAAGCAAAACAUAUAUAAUUCAACAAUGUUGCUUAUUAAUCAAUACAGGACAUAUGUUUCUUUUGAUCUCCUGUAGUUCUCGGUAGCUAUCUGCUAAACUUAUUAAAUUCACCAAGUGUGUCUUUUGGUGGUGGUGGUGGUGGUGUUGUUGUUGUUGUUGUUGUUGUUGUUUUUUUUUUUUUUUUUUUUUUGGAGUGACAGUUUAUUGCUUUUAUGGGGAAAAAGUGAGACAAAAAGCAAAACAGUAAAAAGAUUUUUCCUUGUGUAUAGUUAACUUUCCAAGGUCACAUUAUUGAAUUUCAUUAGGGAACCUAAAAUAUAACAUAUAAGAAACUGUAUCUAAGUUUUCCCUUGUGUAAAUUAUUUAACGAGUCAUGUGAUUAAAAUAUACAUUGAUAAUUGUCAUAUAAUGGGUUGGAAAAGAUUCUUCCAAACAGAUUUGGAGAAAAAUUUUGUCAAUUUUUUUUAUUGGUAAGUUACACAGACCUAACAAGUCUUCUUGAACUCACAACCUCACCCUCCAUCUAGCACUUAAAAAGGAAAGGAGGUGUCAGUUGAGCUGGAGUUGGUUGGCAGUAAUUUUGUCCAUUGAAAAGUACAGAGUUGAUGCAGAGUAUAUAUAAUUGAAGGAGAGUAGAAUAUGGUUUUAUUUGUUGGAGGUUUAACAAGGUCUUAUGGUUUAAAAUAUGUGUGCAGUUGAAGGUCUUUAGGAAGACACUCAUGAAAUCACUUCAAGAAGAUGAAAAUUCUGCAGGACCUCCAGAUGUUGUUUCUAAUGUACAAAGCCAUUCAAGUUUAUCUUCUGCAUUGCAGAUCGCAGUGACUUGUCAAAUAUUAAAGUGAAAUGUUUGGUUCAAAUUAUGGUAUAUGUAAUUCCAUCCAUACAACUAUUAAUCUGAAGGAGGCUGUCUAUUUUGUUUGAGAAGAUUAUGCCACAGUUCCACCUCCUAGAUUCCCUUCAGUCCGGAGUGAGAUGUCUGAAGUAGGAAAUUCAUAUGUGGAGGAUCAUGCGACAGAUGCUUUAAGACCUCAUAUAUCACAUGGCCUCCUGUUAGCAUCCCAAACUAGCACACCUCGGCUUACUCCUCCAGGUUCCUCUCCUAGCCUCUCUGCGUUGGUGUCCCCAAUGUGAACAUCUAAACCUCUGUCCCCAAGGCAAUAUUCAAUGUCAUUUUCAUCAUCAAGAGGCCUAUCUGAUGAUCGGUCUUCAAUGUUUUCUUCUAUGUUCUCAAGCCAUCACAGUUCAGUAUUAAGCUCUGAUUCAGGAUGACAAACUGGAUGAAAGUGGGUUGAUGGGAAAGAGUUCUUCUGCCAAGUAAGCUAAAGACAGUUUUUAGAUCCAAAUGGUGGAAGUAACUUUUCAAAAAACAUCUUUCUAAAUUAUGCAAAAAUCAAGAAUUCAUACAAUGAAUACACACAUCCAAUAUGGCUAAAAUGGUGCUUCUUUUGUCGAUGAAAUUCCAUGAGUGCUAUAUUUUGCAGCUUACUUGCAAUCCUGAGGUGGACCAAACUUUUAAGCCCUCUUGUAACUUGAACAUUUUUAUUUAAAGAAGAGGUCUGGAUAUAGGGGAUAACAUUUAUUUAUACUAUUGCCAAAAGCAAUAGCAGUCCUGGAACCCAAAAUUUAAAAAUUUUUGUGCUUAUGAUUUGGUUCUUGGCUUCUUGCCAUUGAGCUGUAGCUCAAAUGGUACACCCUCCCCUUAAAAGAGUAAUGUUAAGGGGGAAGUGGGUUCAAGACCCAAUGGGUUUGUGUGUAAGUUAUCAAUAAAAGAAAAAGGUUAUUGGCUUUUCAAAUGAAGCAGUUGUUCAUCUGAUCCCUUCUCUUCUUGUCAUCAAGAGCCGUUUGUCUUGUGAUCAUUUUGGUGCCUUUCUAGCCAAUGUUAAGGAAUUGAAUGCCCACAAGCAAACCAAAGAGGUAGAUUCUCUCUCUCCCUCCUUUAUUUUAUUUUCUCUCUCUCUCUCUCUCUCUCUCUCUUUGUAGUGUCCAACAUCUAUUUAUAUUUCUGGAGACUCUACAGAAGACUGAUAUUUGACCAAGAGAACAAGGACCUUUAUGCUAUAUUUGAGGGAUUGAUUACUCGCAAUGUCCACUGAAAUUGUGUAACGCUAAUGCUGGAAUUGUAAUUACAGCUUGUAAGCAUUGUUGUAUAUUACUAACUUACUAUAUAGUUUCUUUAGCAGUUUCCACUCUAUAGUAGAAGUUAAUUCAAAGUGUAAUGCAUUCUUUGAACUCCUGUUCAAUUGCGUAUUAGGUUGUGAAUU